CUGAACACAAUGGCUUCUAUCCGAUUCAACAAUAACUACAUUACUGUUAAGGCAAAUGCCAGCAUUGCUUUCAUCGAUCUUGAUUUCGUAGGUGCAAAUGUCCUUAUGAACAACACCCCAACCACAGCUCCAGUCACGGGGUUUUCUCAGAAAGCUGUUUCCAAUUUCAAGAAUAACAACCCGCCACCUAAGUCCUACAUUGUUUCUCAAGGACUCACAUUUCCCGAUGGAGCCCAUGUAACCAUUUCUGGUGGCGGGCAGGACGAUAAUUUCAUUCAAGCAACUGAUAGCAGUGGAUACAAAGCUUUCUGGCAAGUUCCUGGGGUAUAAAUAGCAAGAAGCUUGUUAGGGG
Messenger RNA from Daldinia decipiens, 352 nucleotides. RefSeq lists its product as uncharacterized. The transcript is spliced from 2 exons. The coding region runs from base 10 to 330 and encodes 106 amino acids. The record is from RefSeq and is a predicted model, not a curated record. Lineage: Eukaryota; Fungi; Ascomycota; Sordariomycetes; Xylariales; Hypoxylaceae.